Molecule: messenger RNA, 1557 nt
Organism: Nezara viridula (southern green stink bug)
Lineage: Eukaryota; Metazoa; Arthropoda; Insecta; Hemiptera; Pentatomidae
Source: the annotation of a GenBank genome assembly
AUGAUCGCUUUGGAACUAUGUUGGUGGGAGCAAACGAGACUGCUUUUGGAGGAGAUAUUCAGGAAACCUCGACUGACAGGUACCUUCCCAUUCACAACUGGCUACGACAUUCGUCUAAGGCCAGCAUUGCUCGUUGCUAUUGCCAGUAUUGCAUUAAACAUUGGAGGAAUAAUUUACGCCACGGAGGUUAGAAUGAAUGUAUUCAGUAUCGAUAUACAGUUGGUCAGGAUUCUGAAGGCUUCCAUAACGACCACAUGCAACAUAUUUUCUCCACUGUGGAUGAUCAAAAAUCAUAAAUCCAUAAUAAAACUUCUGAGAAUGAUCUCUUCAGUGGAAAAGGAGCUGGACAAGGUUACACUUAAAUGGAAUCGCAAGCGACAUCGACUUCCAUUCUCCUUGGUCCCUGCAAUAGCAACAACGAUAACAAUAAUUCAGUGUCUGUGGUAUUACCAGAAUAACGAAUUCCUCACUGCAUUCUCACUUAUCAGUGUGAUCAUAUGUGCGUAUCCAGCCAUGUCUUAUGUGUGGCAGUACCUCACCCUCCACGAUGUCCUGAGGUCUCUCAUGGUCAGGAUCGGCCAACUCGAUGAUGCGGAUAGCUUCGUUAACUGCUACCAUUCUCUAGUGAAAAGAUCACUCCAAUUUGAAAGGAAAGGGGUGCAUCAUCGGAUCAAAAUGUCGAGCAUUCGUAAGAAAACGACAGCUAUAAUCGCUUUGGAACUAUGUUGGUGGGAGCAAACGAGACUACUUCUAGAGGACAUAUUCAGGAAACCUCGACUGACAGGUACCUUCCCAUUCACAACAGGAUACGACAUUCGUCUAUGGCCAGCAUUACUCGUUGCUGUUGUCAGUAUCGCAUUCAACAUUGCAGGAAUUACUUACGCCAAGCAGGUUAGAAUGAAUCUAUACAUUUUCAAUAUACAGCUUAUCAGGACUGUGAAGGCUACCAUAACCACCUCAUACAACAUAUUUUCUCCACUGUGGAUGAUCAAAAAUCAUGAAUCCAUAAUAAAACUUUUGAGAAUGAUAUCUUCAGUGGAAAAGGAGCUGGACAAAGUCUCACUUAAAUGGAAAUUUAAGCGACAUCGACUUCCGUUCUCCUUGGUCCCUGCAAUAGCAACCAUAAUAUCAAUAAUUCAGUGUCUGUGGCUGUACCAGAAUAACGAAUUCUUCACUGCAUUCUCACUUAUCAGUGUGAUAAUAUGUGCGUAUCCAGCCAUGUCUUAUGUGUGGCAGUACCUCACCCUCCACGAUGUCCUGAGGUCUCUCAUGAUCAGGAUCGGCCAACUCGAUGAUGCGGAUAGCUUCGUUUAUUGCUACCAUUCCUUAGUGGUUGCUUAUCGUGCGAUCGAUAAACUUUACGGGUUGCAGAUGAUGAUAUAUUCCAUCAUGGCGUUUCAAGCUAUUCUCCAUAGCCUACAUUUCGUCUUCUCAAACGGCGAUUUCUUUGUGAUGACUGUCUGUCAAAUCCUGUGGGCCUCUUUUUAUUCGGUCAUUGUAUUACUAAUUAUCAGAAAGUGUAACUCUUCUCUGGCGCAGGUGAGUGAGAACUUAUAA